AUGGCUUCCACAUGGCAACCGCAGCAAGAGGGGCUCGCCGAGCUCCUCCAGCUCUUCCGCGACUCGCAGGUCUCUGAGAGCGAGGUGCAAGAACGCAUCGCCAGCCGGCUGGACGCCGUCAGCCGGAUCCCGGACUAUGCCAACUACCUCGUCUUGAUACUGACGUCGAUGACCAACGAGGAGCUCUCGACGCGCUCCGUGGCCGGACUCAUCCUCAAGAACCACAUCCUCUUCCACAACGACCUCAUAUCGCCCGAGUCGUACGAGUAUGUCAAGCAGGCCAUCAUCCCGGCGCUCAGCCUGCCAGAAGACAUGCUGCGCCGGACCGUGACCCAGGUCGUCUCGAUGCUCAUGGCCAUCCUGACGCCGCAGGCGUGGCCCGAGGGCCUCUCGAAGCUCGGAGAGCUCAUGGGCUCGCAGAACUUUGAGGAGGCCGAGGGCGCGUUUAGCACAUUUGCCAAGAUCUGCGAAGACAUCCCGCGCGACCUCGAGAGCUGCGAGAUCAACGGCGUCAAGCCGCUCGACGUGCUGAUCCCCAAGUUCCUCGAGGCCACGCAGCACCCAGACUCGCGGAUCCGGAUGCACUCGCUCAACUGCCUCAACCAGUUUGUCACUUCUGGCUCGCCCGUGCUGCAGGACCACAUCGACACCUUCAUCGCCGCCCUCUUCAAGCGCGCCAGCGACGAGGUGCCCAACGUCCGCCGCUUCGUCUGCCAGGCGCUCGUCCUCAUCCUCGGAUCGAGGCCCGACAAGCUGGUGCCGGAGAUGGACAACGUCGUCGAGUACAUGCUCUACUCGACGCAGGACAAGAACGACGACGUGGCACUCGAGGCGUGCGAGUUCUGGCUCCAGUUUGCCGAGGAGCCGCUGCUCAAGGACAACCUGCGGCCGUACCUGCCCAAGAUCGCCCCAGUCCUCCUCAAGGGCAUGGUCUACAACGAGAUGGACCUGCUCAUGCUCGGCGGCGACGAGGACGACGCGGCGGUGCCGGACCGCGCAGAGGACAUCAAGCCGAGGCACUACGGCGGCGGCGCGCACAAGAACGAGCACCUCGAGGACAGCGCCGACGGGGGCGCCAGCGGCCAGGGCAAGUCGAGAGCCGCCAUCGAGGCCGGGCUCGACGACGACGAGGACGACUUUGACGACCUCGACGAUGACGACGACGAGGACGACGACGCAAUCAGCGACUGGAACCUCCGCAAGUGCUCGGCCGCCGCGCUCGAUGUGAUGGCCAUCAACUUUGGCGACGAGCUGCUCGAGAUCCUGCUGCCGUACCUCAAGGAGCGCCUCUUUAGCCAGGACUGGCUGCAGCGCGAGUCGGGCAUCCUGGCGCUCGGGGCCAUCGCAGAGGGCUGCAUCAACGGCGUCCAGCCGCACCUGCCGACGCUGGUGCCCUUCCUGAUCAACAGCCUCAAGGAUCCCAAGCCGCUGGUGCGCUCCAUUACCUGCUGGACGCUCGGCCGCUACUCGAGCUGGUGCGUCGCCGCAGAGACGCCCGAGCACCAGCAGCAGUACUUUGUCCCCGCCAUGGAGGGCCUGCUGAGCAUGGUGCUCGACAACAACAAGCGCGUCCAGGAGGCCGGCUGCAGCGCGUUUGCCACGCUCGAGGAGGAGGCGGGGCGCACCCUUGAGCCGUUCCUCGAGCCCGUGCUCAAGACGCUCGUGUUUGCGUUUGAAAAGUACCAGCAAAAGAACCUCCUCAUCCUCUACGACGCGCUCGGCACGCUGGCCGACUCGGUGGGUUCGGCGCUCAACCAGCCCGAGUACGUCAACACCAUCAUGCCGCCGCUGAUCGCAAAGUGGCAGAGCCUCCACGACACGGACCCGGACCUCAUCCCGUUGCUCGAGUGCCUGUCUUCGGUGACGAUCGCCGUCGGGCCGGGCUUCCUGCCCUACUCGCCGCCCGUCUACCAGCGCUGCGUCACGCUGGUCCACGACAACCUCGCCGCCGCCGAGGCCGAGAUGCAAAAGGCGCCCGAGGACCAGGACAUCCCGGACCGCACCUUUAUCAUUGUCGCGCUCGACCUGCUCAGCGGCCUCACCCAGGGCCUCAAUACGCUGGUGCGCGACCUCGUCGCCGGCUCGCAGCCCUCGCUGCUGCCGCUCCUCGGCCACUGCAUCACCAACGUCGAGGCGCCGGUCCGCCAGUCGGCCUAUGCGCUCCUCGGCGACCUCGCCAUCUCGUGCUUUGACCUCCUCAAGCCGUACCUGCCCGCGCUGAUGCCCAAGCUCAUCGAGCAGAUUGAGCCGGAGCCCAAGAUUGAGAAUGUCAGCGUGUGCAACAACGCCGCCUGGGCGACGGGCGAGAUCGCGCUCCAGUACGGCUCGGACCCGGAGCUGACGCAGUGGGUCGAGCAGCUCAUCAACCGCCUCGUCCCCGUGCUGCUCAGCACCAAAAGCGUCAAGAGCCUCUCGGAAAACGCCGCCGUCACCAUCGGGCGGCUUGGCCUGGUCCAGCCCCAGCUCGUCGCGCCGCACCUCGAGGUGUUUAUCGAGGGCUGGUGCCAGGCUCUGUGGGACAUCAAAGACAACGAUGAGAAGGACAGCGCCUUCCGCGGCCUGUGCGAAAUGAUCCAGGUCAACCCCAACGGAGCUGCCAAGGGCUUCGUCUACUUUUGCAACGCCGUGGUGCGCUGGACGACGCCGAGCGCCGAGCUCAACGAAAUGUUCCGCAAGAUCCUCACUGGCUUCCGGGACAUGGCCGGAGCGCAGUGGGACGUGCAGAAGGCCCAGUUCCCGCCCGUCAUUGCGCAGCGGCUCGCGGAUCGCUACGGCCUCUGA
Pseudozyma flocculosa PF-1 is the source of this 2781-nucleotide messenger RNA. RefSeq lists its product as uncharacterized. Gene Ontology annotation, biological process: protein import into nucleus. The coding region runs from base 1 to 2781 and encodes 926 amino acids. Gene Ontology annotation, molecular function: nuclear import signal receptor activity; small GTPase binding. The record is from RefSeq and is a predicted model, not a curated record. Gene Ontology annotation, cellular component: nucleus; cytoplasm. NCBI's taxonomy places the organism in Eukaryota, Fungi, Basidiomycota, Ustilaginomycetes, Ustilaginales, Ustilaginaceae. The transcript is spliced from 3 exons.